AUGCCCCGAUGGGGAAGACCACCGGGGGCACGAGUGGGGAGAUCCAGCGGGAGACAGGCGGCUCAGUGGAUGGAUACUAAUAAUGUGCGGAUUCAGGAGAUUGACAGCGGGGCUGAGGAGUAUCUUCUGCGACGUGGUCGCGCUUUGUAUGCUGCUGAGCAACGGAGGAUUGGGUGGCCAAGGCGCAAUGAGGAUCACGACGUAUCUGCUGACGAUGUGCACUCGGUCGACGGCAUAGACUUUGAUCUGUACGACGAUUCGGACAGAACGGUGGCAUAUGCAGUGCAAUUAGCGAUGAAAGACGAUGAAGAGUGGCUGGUAGACAAGGCCCUGGAACGGAUACGGCGCGCGCAGAUACUGGGCCAGAAUAAUGUACGACUUUCGCAACGGGAGUUGGACGCCCUCGAACGAAAACGGAAGCAAACUGGCGGUAUGGAAGACGUCGGACAGAGAAACAGGGUUCCCAAGGCAGCGUCUACCGACAGCAGGCCCCUGAGGCCGGUAGAGAGCUCCUCAAACGGGGGACUGGGAAAUCUCGGGACAAUGCGGCAUGGAUCUACCGCCCCAAACGGUAGCGUACCCCGUACUUUUGUGACCGACAAGAAGGAGAUGUAUGAGUCGAGGGCGCGGACUUCGGGCGCAUCGGCCAGGGACCAUUCUCCUGUACUACCACGAACGUCCACCGUGCCUAACCUGCAACCUCGAAUGUCGGGGCCGCCGCCUUACUCAUCCGUUCCACGCGAAUUUCGGUCAGAUAUUCCCCUCACCUUCCCCAGCCCUCUUCCACCGGCGACCUUCCAGAACCCUCCAUAUGCACGCAUCCUUCCUCACGAGCCACAGCGGGUGCCUCCGUACCAGGCACCAUAUGCUUCCGCAACCGUCCGUGCGGGAUCUCAAAGCUAUCCCGGCCAUAUGGCAUACCAGGCAAGUCCUGGGUCUGUUCUUGGCGAUCGACAACCGCUGAGUCGUCAGCAUGCGCCCUCAAAUUUGGCCAAGGGCGAUUCGAGUAGCGAAAGUGACGAAGACGACAGCGGAUCUGACAAUGACGGUGACAAGAUACACAUUGUCGACGUGGUGCGACGAAGAGUUCCAACUGGUCUUCAGAGUCGGCCUGCUGCAGCCAGCGGGGUCGGCGCGAGGGUAGUUCCCCCACGAUCUCGUCGUUCUUGA
Aspergillus pseudoviridinutans is the source of this 1170-nucleotide messenger RNA. RefSeq lists its product as uncharacterized. The transcript has a single exon. The record is from RefSeq and is a predicted model, not a curated record. The coding region runs from base 1 to 1170 and encodes 389 amino acids. Lineage: Eukaryota; Fungi; Ascomycota; Eurotiomycetes; Eurotiales; Aspergillaceae.